Molecule: messenger RNA, 1293 nt
Organism: Arachis ipaensis
Lineage: Eukaryota; Viridiplantae; Streptophyta; Magnoliopsida; Fabales; Fabaceae
Source: RefSeq, a predicted model, not a curated record
AUGGGAGAUACAAGCCAUGAAUGCGAGUAUUGCCAUGCAUUGUUUUGGUAUGACGAAAGGAUACAAAAGCACUACAACACAAAUGAUCCGAAAUAUAUAUUGUGUUGUAGGGGAGGUGAAGUUGAGAUUCCUCACCUACAAGAAGCCCCAAAAAUGUUGUAUGAUUUGUUGUUUGGUAAUGACACUGGAAGUAAACACUUUCAGAACAACAUUAGGACCUACAAUAGCAUGUUUCAAUUCACCUCAUUAGGUGCUAAGAUUGACCGAACGGUUGCAAAAGGUAAAGGUCCACGCACGUUCAUUCUAUAUGGGGAAAACUAUCAUUUAAUGGGAAGCCUCAUACCACAAGAAGGGGAUCAGGCCAAAUUUGCACAGCUAUAUGUCUUUGACACGCACAAUGAGAUUGAAAAUCGCAUUUUAGCAAUAAGCGGAGAAAACACUGAGAAAGUUUAUGAAGACAUUGUUAGAGAUUUGAAGAUCAUGUUGGAUCAACAUAAUAUGUUGGUAAAGGCAUUUCGUAUGGCUGGCCAAAAGAUUAACGGUGAUGCCACAUCGUCAGUGAAGCUUAGAUUGUUGGGAAAGCGGGGAAACGAUGGUAGAAGGUAUAACCUACCAUCAACAAACGAGGUGGCAGCAUUGAUUGUGGGUGACUUUGAUCUCGAAAAAAUAGAUAGGGAUAUUGUUGUUGAGACUCAAAGUGGAAGACUUCAGAGAAUAAAUCAGCUUAAUCCUUCCUACUUAGGAUUGCAGUAUCCUUUAUUGUUUCCUUAUGGGGAGGACGGUUUCAAGGAGCAUAUACCUCUUAACAAAAGACAUACUAACUCAACCAAGGGCCACGAAGAUGUAACGAUGAAAGACCUUUUUGCAUUUAGGAUACAGGAAAGACUAACAUACAUUCGAUUAGACCAGGACAAAUUUAGGUGUGAGAUGUACAAGGGAAUAAGUGAAGCUGUAUUGAUGGGUAAAACAACACCUUCAUCAAGGGAUAAAUGUAUCAUACUUCCGUCAUAUUUCACUGGAGGGUCAAGAUAUAUGAUACAGAACUAUCAAGAUGCCAUGGCAAUUUGUAGGGUUGUUGGAUACCUAGACCUCUUCUUAACCUUUACUUGCAAUCCUAAGUGGCCUGAGCUUGAGGAUUUUCUAAAGAAUAGGGAUCUAAAUGCUGAAGACCGUCCUGAUAUGUUGUCUAUACUAUCGAAUUCUAGAAGCGUGGUCUACCCCAUGCACACAUCUUGGUCUUUUUACAUCGAGAUGACAAGUAUCCAACUGCAGAUGAUAUUGAUCAAAUCAUAA